Molecule: messenger RNA, 4728 nt
Organism: Anthonomus grandis grandis
Lineage: Eukaryota; Metazoa; Arthropoda; Insecta; Coleoptera; Curculionidae
Gene: Dyrk2
Product: dual specificity tyrosine-phosphorylation-regulated kinase 2
Exons: 11
Coding region: 258-2072 (604 amino acids)
Biological process (GO): peptidyl-threonine phosphorylation; peptidyl-serine phosphorylation
Cellular component (GO): nucleus
Molecular function (GO): protein serine/threonine kinase activity; protein serine/threonine/tyrosine kinase activity; ATP binding
Source: RefSeq, a predicted model, not a curated record
ACUCCAUAGCCAGUCAGUUCGCGUUUCGAAUCCCAGGCGCUCGCUUCAUUUCAAAAUUAAUUUCCCGUUCAAAUCGAGUUUCGGUCGAGUCGAUCACGCACGCACACCACUGGUUGCGAUUGUUGCACACCAAGAAGCAAAAGAGGAAGAGGGUCGUGUUCUUCUGCCGAGACUGAAGAGCGAAGAGUGUGUUUUUUUGUUAUGGUUCAGUGUCGGGACAGUUGAUUAUUUUAUUUGUUUUUUUUUUUGGUUGAAAAAUGUUGGUUUUUGAGAACCCGACUUCGCACCACCAAAAGGAGGCAUUGACCUCUAACUCAGGCCAUUUAGUAAAAGUUACUACUAAAAACGGACCUAUUAUAUCUAGAACCUCUUUGAACACAUAUAGCCAGCCCUUGCUUAGCCAAGACCCGCUUAUAUCAUCAGAUCAUCACUAUGGAUCAUCGCACUCGAGCACCUCCUCCUCAUCCCGUCACCAACAUUUAACCUCCAGUUAUCGCAAUGGGAUAUCCAGAAGUGCAUUUUUCAGUUCCGACCUUCCACAUCUAGAAACCUCCAAAACCACCACGAGAUUGAACCUCAACGGAUCCGCACUUUCUACUCCAGUCACGCCCAUGGUGGACUCUCUGCCUACUAUUAACAAUAACACCCAUAAAAACCAUCAUGAGGUUACCAACAAUAAUAAGGAGGAAGUUUCAUUUCCUCUUACACCCACCGAGGCUCUUCGUCUCUACGGGAAUCGACUAACAGAAUAUGAAAAGACUGAAAUAGAAAAAUACUCGAAAAUCUGGUACUUGGGACUAAAUGCAUGUAAAAUACAUGGGGAAAACAUGGGAUCUCAGAAUGGCGGAUAUGACGACGAGAGCGGCAGCUAUAAUAAGGUUCUCCACGAUCAUAUCUGCUACAGAUACGAAAUCCUAGAGGUUAUCGGCAAAGGUAGUUUUGGACAAGUGAUCAGAGCGCUGGACCACAUGACCAACAAACACGUGGCCAUCAAAAUAAUCAGGAACAAGAAGAGAUUCCACCAUCAGGCUUUAGUGGAGGUCCGGAUUCUGGAUCAUUUGAGAAAAAAGGACAAGGAGAGCAACCAUAACGUUAUCCAUAUGCUAGAGUAUUUCUACUUUAGGAACCAUUUGUGUAUUAGUUUCGAAUUAUUAAGUCUAAAUCUGUACGAGCUUAUAAAGAAGAACAACUACCAAGGCUUCAGUCUAAAUCUAAUUAGGAGAUUCGCCAACUCCUUAUUAAAAUGCUUAAGACUCCUACAGAAAGAAAACAUCAUUCAUUGCGAUCUCAAACCGGAAAACGUCCUACUCAAACAACGAGGCAGCAGCUCCAUUAAAGUGAUAGACUUCGGAAGUUCUUGCUACUCCAACCAGAGAGUCUACACCUACAUCCAGUCUAGGUUCUACAGAUCUCCAGAAGUUAUUUUGGGUUUGACCUACGGUACCUCCAUUGACAUGUGGAGCUUAGGUUGUAUUUUGGCGGAAUUAUAUACAGGUUACCCACUGUUUCCUGGAGAGAAUGAAGUGGAGCAGUUGGCUUGUCUCAUGGAAGUACUAGGAACUCCUCCAGAUGAUAUCAUUAGCAUCGCAACCAGAAGAAGGUUAUUUUUUGAUUCUCGAGGAAACCCACGUUGCAUAACCAACUCGAACGGCCGCAAGAGAAAACCGGGAAGCAAGAACCUCGCCAUGGUACUACGUUGUAGCGACGUACUCUUCAUAGAUUUCGUUUCAAGGUGCUUAGAAUGGAACCCAAAACGUCGCAUGAGCCCAGCAGAAGCUCUUUACCACUCGUGGAUCCUUUCCGGCUCUUCGCGUCAGAAUAAAUCGGGAAGCGAGCUACGUCACAGCCAUUCGGAAGUAAAUGUGGCUAACGAGAGCCACUCAUCGUCCAGCAGCAUUUCCGGAAGCAGCCACUCCCGUACUCAUUACAAAUCAUGCGUGCAACGGGUACAAAAGAGCGACACCGUCCGCGCGAAAAUCAUCGAUACCCGGACCCACGACGGUUCCACUCAUCAUAGUAAAUUGGACUCGAAUUUAAACGAUUCCGGUACUUUUUUGCCUCCCAUACUAUAGUUUAGAAGUAGUAUGGUCUAGUAUAAACUAUUAAUAGUUGGUAGACCUGUAUUGGUUUGUUGGUAGGAAUGUGUGACCAAAUUACUGCCAAAUAGUGUAAGAUAUAGGAUCACAGGAAAUUUGGUAUGAGGCUCUUUGCAGUCGAGUUUGAAUAGGCUUAGUUUGCAUAAUAAGGACUUGAUUGGAUUUGGUUAUAUAUAGGGGGUUUGAUGGGGUUCAUUUUGUUUAAAAAAAGGUCCUGUUUUUAAGAGCUUCCUUAAUAAUUAAAAGUCGCUAUAAACUUUAUUUAUCUCUUUUUCUGUUCGUCUGUAAUCACUAUCAAUUCGAAAUAUCUUGUACUUCCAAAAAAAAACUAGGAAGUUAAUGAAAUAUACGUCUUGAACUCUUUUUAAUUAAGAUGGUAUUUUUCGCCUAAUUAUUAUCAGAUCAAAAACUGAGAUUACUAGGUAAACCUACAGAGUGGAAUUAACGUUUUAGCUGGAAUAAAUUAGGUCUUAAAAAGCCGUUUUAUUUGUCAAAAAAAUUAUGAUAAAUACGGUUAUUUUUGUUUUAGUUCGAUUCUAUACUUUCGUUAAAUGUAUCCCUUUUGAGGGUUAAAACUGUUCACAGCUUUAGCAUAAACGCCUAACAUAUCUAUAUAAUAAAAUUUCAUUUUGACCGUAUGCUAGCAAUGAAAUUUCACUAUAAAUUAGGAUAUUUUUUUCCACGAGUUCUCAAUUUCAAGCGACCUAGUUGAAAUUUUUGAGUAUUGCAGCCUGAAGGACAGUGAUAUAAUAUACUAAAGAAUAAUAAUUGUAUAGAGGGACUGUCACUAUAAAUGAACUAGAGUAAGUUUUUUUUUAAUUAACGAAUAAUAAUCGUACCUAUCUAACCAGCUAGCAAUGACACGUAAAAAUUUCGUUAUAAUUGGGUCAUGAUGGGUUAUAUGACAAGAUGUUAAAACAUAAAAAUAACUUUAUGUGACGAAAAACUACAAGUUUGGUGAAAAGUUUCGGAAGUUAUAUUAAGAUUAAGAAUUGGUUACAUGUGUUUCGCCCCUAAAGCCAUUAUCACGAGUAUCCAUAGGGUUCACAUCUUAAAGUUGCUUUUUUUUUGAAAAUGUAAAUUUUAGAUGCUAUUCAUCAGGUCUGAUGAUGCCUUAGGGGCGAAACACAUGUAACCAAUCCUGAUCUUAAUAUAACUUUGAGCGUUUGAGUAAACUUGUAGUUUUUUGUCAUAAGUAAGUCUCUUUAAGAAAAAAUGUGAAUGUAAUAUGAUGGAAAACUUGAAAAAUUUAAACAGAAUAUGUAACUGGCAGUAAACUACUCUCAAAAAUAUUUUAAAAUAGUUAUUGCUACUGAUAUAAUGCCAAGCUUAAGUAAAAGAAUAAUUUGUUAAUUAGUAUACACCACAGUAAAAAUGUAAACUCUCAUAGGGUACAACUUGUCAGACAUUUCAUCAGGUUCCUCGCCAUUAAAGAGGGAUUUAUUAAAAAGGCCUAAAGUUUCAUAAAGUAGCCAAAAAUUAUGCAUUUUCAUAGGGAUAACCAUUUUGAGUGAACCAGGGCUAUAUUUCACUAUUUUCGCUUUCUAUUCACUAUUAUCGCGCUGUCAUGGACUUGCACUAAUUGUGUUACCUAUUACUAUUGCAAACUUAAAUUAGGUUCUGAAAUAAUUGUUAUUUCGAGUUGCCAUAUAUAUUUGCAAUUAUUAUAUUUUAAUUGAUUAUAAAAACAAUCCCGGGAAAUGUUAUGAAUUAGUGCUCGUCGGGCCACAUAUAUGUACUAAAGUCUUUGGACAAGUUUUAAAUAUUAAUUUUUAUUUUUGAUAUAAUAUGUUUAAUAAUGUAUUUAUAAGUAAUUAAUUAAAUCAAAUUAUGAUAAUAGAUACCAAUGACAAAAAAUGUCAUAAAAAUAAUUAUCUUACUUUGAGGUCAUCAUCUUGUGAUUUUUGAACCACUGACGUGCGAAUUAUUGAACGAAUCAGUAAUUUGCUGUUACCACCAUUUAAUGACGUCAAUGCGAUGAGCCCUUGCUAGCUGGGUAUUAUUAAGCUUAUUUAAUUAUUAUGUACUAAAGCGUUAUCUCUUAGUUUAAAAAUAUUUCUAUAUAUAUUCCAGUUGAAAAAAUCUACCCUGUAUAAAUAAAAAUUCAGUAAAUGAACAAAAUUAAUAAGUAAAUGUGGAGCAAAACAAUGGACUUUUUGCAUGGUUAAAAAACAAAAAUUUGAACUUCCGGUACAUCAAAUUCCCUUAUCAAUAGGUGUAGCUAAGUGUAACUAAAACAAUGACAAUAUAGUACGAUAUCUCUUCCUCUAAUACCCUACAGUGGUCUAAAAUAGUUGAAAAAAAGGCCAAAAAAGCACGAUCUCUUGAAGACCAACUAGUUUUAUUAUUCCUAGAUCGUAUUUAUGUUGCCGUAAGUUUUUAUUUUGAUAAUUUCGUGAUUUUCUUUAGGAAUAGGUUUUUUACCCUGUAUAUAUGUAUGUGAUCUGGAUUGAUCUGUUUCACUAAUUUUUUUUAUGACAUUUAACCCAUUGUAUCGUGACUGACCCCAUUAUAGCUUAUAGUUGAUUACUAUUAACCCUUUUAUUUAUCUUAUUUAAGGGGUAUAGAAGGGCUUCGCUUCUAUAUCGGAUUUCUGUACAUAUAUUUCAAUAAUUAUAUUCUGUAUGCAAUA